This is a messenger RNA of Parnassius mnemosyne (clouded apollo), 1314 nucleotides long. The record is from the annotation of a GenBank genome assembly. NCBI's taxonomy places the organism in Eukaryota, Metazoa, Arthropoda, Insecta, Lepidoptera, Papilionidae.
AUGUCUUUCCUUCAUAAUCAUUCUUGCGAGUGCGUUAAGUCAGAAUUGGAUUUGUUUGCACUACCGUCUACACAAACUAGCAUUGAAAAUGGAUUGUGGAUUCAUUAUAAACCAAUUUCAUCUCUUGGUGAUGAUGGACCUAUCGAGUUUCAAGUUCCUGGGACCGGCGAUGACUACAUAGAUUUGUCUCAUACAUUACUCCACAUAAAGGCAAAAGUAUUAAAUCAAGAUUCAACUAACUUGGUAUCUACUACAAUAGUAGCACCUGUAAAUAAUUGGCUGCAUUCACUUUUUAGUCAACUUGAUGUUUAUUUAAACCAAAAACUUGUAUCACCACCUAAUAAUACCUAUGCAUAUCGAGCAUACAUGGAAACCCUUUUAAACUAUGCCCCUGCUGCUAAACAAUCUCAUCUUACUUGUAGUCUUUGGUAUGAGGAUACAGCAGGAAAAAUGGAUUCUACAGAUGGUAAAAACAUAGGAUUUGUUAAAAGACAGGAAUUGAUUAGUGAAAGUAAGGAAAUAGAAAUGAUUGGUCAUCUUCACGGUGACAUUUUUAACCAAGAUAAAUUUUUAAUUAAUGGUGUUGAAAUGAGUGUUAAAUUGGUUCGAUCAAGAGAGAGUUUUAAUUUAAUUGUUGGGUCAAACGAUGUAAAGUUUAAAGUUUGCAUUACGGAUGCAACUCUUAUUGUUCGACGAGCACGAAUUAAUCCAAGUGUAUUACUCGCACAUCAAAAAGUUUUAGCUUCUACCACUGCUAAAUAUCCUAUUACUCGAGCUGAAGUAAAAGUUUUAACAAUUCCUUCGGGUGUUCAAGGAAAAACUCUUGAUAAUAUAUUUUUAGGACAGGUACCGAAAAGAUGUAUAAUUGGAUUUGUGAACAAUUCUGCAUUUAAUGGUUCCCUUACUAAAAAUCCAUUUAACUUUGAAAACUAUGGUAUUAAUUCUUUCAGCUUAUAUAUUGAUGGUCAACAAAUAUCUUCAAAAGCUUUGCAACCAUCUUUUAAUAAUAGCAUAUUUACAUCAGCAUAUCAUACUCUAUUCUCGGGAACUGGUAUUCACUUUCUUAAUGAAGGAAAUGGAAUCUCUUGUGAACAGUAUGGCAAAGGUUACUGUCUAUUAGCAUUUGACUUAACUCCUGAUUUAUCAGCUAACUCAUCAACUCAUUGGAAUCUCAUAAAGCAUGGUAGUGUAAGAAUAGAAGUACGAUUUGAAUCCUCAUUAAUACAAACAAUUAACUGUAUAGUUUAUGCUGAGUUUGAUAAUAUUAUUGAGAUAGAUAAAAACAGAAAUGUUACUGUAGACUAUAGUAGUUAA